Cucurbita maxima (winter squash) is the source of this 5366-nucleotide messenger RNA. RefSeq lists its product as uncharacterized. Bases 195 to 5024 code for a protein of 1609 amino acids. The record is from RefSeq and is a predicted model, not a curated record. Gene Ontology annotation, molecular function: protein binding. The transcript is spliced from 12 exons. NCBI's taxonomy places the organism in Eukaryota, Viridiplantae, Streptophyta, Magnoliopsida, Cucurbitales, Cucurbitaceae.
CCUCUCUCUCUCUCUCUCUCUCUCUCUCUCUGCAACAGUUUCGCCAUUCUCCCCAAACCCCUAGAUUUUCUCAUACAUACGAACCUUCUCUUCUCUUCUCUUCUCUUCUCUCCUGCUUCUCUCUGCAAAUCACUCCUUUCCUUCCCUCCCUCCACACAUCAAAUCCGGCCUUUGCUUUCGAUCUCCGCUCCCACAUGGCCGACGGCAACUUCGGUCUCCCUGACGAUCUUCUCUCCUCCCGGCCCUCCGAUCACUCCUGGACGCCCAAAGGGAAUGAUGAGGAGAAGGUGCUCACGGCCUUCCUUGAUGAGUCAAAAGACCCAGUGGCAUCAGAGAACAACAUACCUUUGUCCCCUCAAUGGCUAUAUGCCAAACCAAGUGAAGCUAAGAUGGAAGUGCGUGCCCCAAUGCCAGUGCCCCUUGCUAACUCUACUGAUCUCAAUCAUAAAGAGGUUUGGCGCCCAGAUGGGUCUGAGGACAAGAAGGAUUGGAGGAAAAAUACUUCUGAAAAUGAAAGUGGGCGCUGUUGGCGAGAGGAAGAGCGUGAAACUGGCUUACUUGGUGGUCGCCGCAGAAAAGCUGAGCGCCGCAUUGAUAGCAUGUCAACCAAGGAGACAAUGGAGAUUAGAGUCCUACCUAAUUUGGACAGAUGGCAUGAUGGUCGUACUUCUGGGCAUGAUAAUCGCACUUCUGGUCAUGAUGGUCGUACUUCUGGGCAUGAUAGUCGUACUUCUGGUCAUGAUGCACGACGUGACAACAAAUGGACAUUGAGGUGGGGACCAGAUGACAAAGAAAAGGAAUCACGGAUGGACAAGCGAUCAGAUGCUGAUAAGGAAGAUGUUCGCAAUGACAGUCAAUCAGUGAGUGGCAAUCGCCCUACUUCUGAGCGUGAUUCCGAUUCACGUGAUAAAUGGAGGCCUCGCCAUAGGAUGGAAAGUCAUUCUGUUGGCUCAACUUCCUCUCGUGCUGCACCCGGUUUUACUCUUGAGAGAGGCCGGGGAGAUGGGGGGUCUAAUUUAGGAUUUACAGUUGGACGAGGAAGGUCCAAUACUAUUGGGAGAUCAUCUACUUGUCCCAUUGGAGUUCCACUCUUGGAUAAGAUUGAAAAUGUUCCUGGGAAACCAAGAUACUCAUCUUAUUCUUUUUGUUACCCUAGGGGUAAGCUUCUUGACAUAUAUAGGAGGCAGAAAUUUGAUCCAUCAUUCUCAUCUCUGCCUGAUCACAUGGAUGAAUUACUGCCUGUGACUCAACCUAGUUCUGUAGAACCGUUAGCGUUUGUUUCUCCGAAUGCUGAGGAGGAGGCUAUCCUUAGUGACAUAUGGAAGGGAAAGAUCACAAGUAGUGGGGUUGUAUACAUUCCACAGAAAAAGGAGAAGCCAACUGAAUGUAUUUUAGGAGAUGUUGACUCGAUAGAGAGAAAUCAGACUGGACUGGACUCAACUUUAGUAUCUGAGGAUGUAGAAGCAACUGCAGAUGAAGAAAUUGCUAAUAUCACUAAAAAAGUUACUAAUGAUGAUGCAUACCAAGAUACUAGUGACGGGAGCAUUUGGAGUCAUCCUGCAACGAGAGAUGCCCUAAAUGGAAAAUAUAUCAGCAAUAAGGAAGAGAAAAAAAGGUCCAAUGCAGCUGUUUCUAUGUCAAACGCUGAUGGAUUGGCCCAUACAGUUUCUACAGUAGCCUCCCAACUUGGGAUGGAGAUUGGUACUCAGCUAAAUGUUAAUGUGAAUGGGCAAGAAGAUUCUUAUCAUAGAAUGCCUCGUAACUUCGAUGAAAUUGAGUUUGCAAAUUCUUUUGAUGUUGGAUCCAAGCUUCCUGAUGAUCCUAGUGCUAUUUUCUUUAUUCCCUUCUCUGAGCAAAAUGCAACUAUAAGUUCUGAUGUGAAGUCCGAGGAGUUGAGUUUGUUUUAUCUUGAUCCUCAAGGGGUUAUUCAGGGUCCAUUUAUCGGGGCUGACAUUAUUUUGUGGUAUGAGCAAGGUUUCUUUGGGUUGGACCUGCCUGUUCGGUUGGCAGAUGCCUCGGAAGGAACCCCAUUCAGUGAGUUGGGAAAGGUUAUGCCACAUUUGAAAAUUAGAGUGGGAAGUGUUGAUUGUGCUGAUAUGAAAUCUCUUUCAGGACAAUCUGGUGUCUCAGGAGGAAUAAUGGAGGCCAAUUUGCCUUCUAAGCAUCCUUCUCUUGAUAAGAAUGAUGCGUCCACAACAAAUGAGGUUCAUCGGUCAUUGGCUGAGUUACAUAGCCUCUCAAAUCAACACAUUCCAUCUGGUAUGUCCGAGAUUGAAGUACCAUUUCAUUUACAUUCCAAGGGUCAAGGCGUUCAUGAUGUUGUUGCACAGGAUGAAGAAAUUGUGUUUUCUGGGAGGCCUGGAAAUGGUGGUUAUCAAAUUCCAAACUCUGCUGGGGUACUGCCUUUGGUGAGUUCUAUCAGCCAACCUUCCGAGUUGACUGAUCGCAGUGUUCCCGUUCAGGAUGAACAUAAGUUGCACCCUUUUGGAUUGCUGUGGUCUGAGCUGGAAGGUACGAAUGUGAAACCAGUUGAAGUCACAAAUUUGAAACAUGCCAAGUCAGCUAACAUUCCUUCAAGCAUGGGAAGAACCGGACCAUUUGUUGGGAAGGGGGAAGCAUCUCUCAAUGCAGAGACUUGGCUUGAUGUUUACAGAAGGAGUAUGCAUUCUGACCAGGGUGUAUACCAGGAUGCAAAUGUCACUCAUUCCCUGCCGCCUAUAGAACAAGAAUCUAAUAGGUUUGAUUGGGCAAAUCAACUCAUCUCGCAACAAUAUCAUCAGGCACUUCAACAACGGAAUUUGUUGUCUCACUCUAAUGAAGCUACCUUGGAUCAUCAUAUGCACCAGCAGAAUCUUAUGCACCAUCACCAGCUAUUGGCUAAUAGAAGUACACCUGACCUUGAUCAUUUCUUGAACCUGAGUGUACAACGGCAGCAGAUGCAGUUACAGCAUCAAUUACAGCAGCAGCAGUUGCAUCAGCAGCAAAAGCUUUUGCAGGAACAACAUCAAUCUCAAGUCCAACAGGUGCUGCUUGAACAAUUGUUGCGCCAACAAAUGCAUGAUGCAGGUCUUGGGCAGUCACAUAUUGAUUCAAUUAGAGCCAAUAAUGCUCUUGAUCAGGCGAUACUGGAGCAACGUCUUCUACAUGAGCUACAGCAACAGUCUCAUCAUCAACAAAGAUCUGUUGAUCCAUCUUUUGAGCAACUUAUUAAAACAAAGUUUGGUCACUUGCCACCACAACAGGAACAUCCAAGAGAUCUGUCUGAACUAAUAUCUCGGGCUCAGCUUGGACAGAUGCAAUCAUUGGAUCAGCAAAUUCUCCAGCAGGAGAUGCUUCAGUCUCGACAGUUGUCUAUGGCAUUAAGGCAGAGGGCCAAUAUGGAGGACAAGAGACUUGUUGGUGGUCCCAUCUGGCCGGAGGAUGAGGCUGAUCAGCAGUUUUUUAGAGGACAUGCUAGUGCACAACGUUUAUUGUCGUCAGGGUUUGAAUUACACCAGCAGCAGCAGCAGCAGAGGCAGUCUCAUGUAGAGCAGCUGAAUCACCUUGAGCGCAAUCUUUCAUUCCAAGAUCGGUUUAGGCUAGGUCUUUAUGAGCCUGCUUCACUUCCACUUGAGAGAUCAAUAUCCUAUCCUGAUGUUGCUCAGGGGAUGAAUCUGGAUGUUGUUAAUGCAAUGGCCUGUGCUCGUGCUUUAGAAUUGCAAGAAUCUAGUGCACAUAAUCCACCUGGUGGUCAACUGGGACAAUAUGCACCCAGCAUCAUUCCACAGAAACCUCACCACUCUCUAGGCAGUAACCAGUUUCAUGCUUCACAUUUUGAUGGAACUGAAGGCAACUGGUCUGAGAAAAAUGACCGACAUGGAAAUGAUUGGAUGGAGUCUCGCAUUCAACAGCUGCAUAUCAAUGCUGAGCAACAGAAAAGGGAGUUGGAAGCUAAAAUGAUUUCUGAAGAUCCAACUCUAUGGAUGUCAGAUGGGCUCAAUGAUGAGAAGUCAAAGCAAUUAUUAAUGGAACUCCUCAAUCAGAAAUCUGUUCAUCAGCCUACAGAAUCCUUGGAUGUAGGAAAUUGUGCAUCGUUCAAUAGGGCAUCAUCUGGCCUCUAUUCUGGAUCAGGCUCUCUUGAUCAGUCGUUCAUUCUUCAUUCAGGCAAGGAAAGAGGCAUGAACAAUGCAUUGUCAGUGGGGUCUUAUGGUUCUAAUUCUUAUAAACCACUGCAAGGUGAGCAUCCUGGCAGCUUGGCAAGCAAUGAGAAGGUCCUAUACAGGUUGGAGUCUGGCUCUGUUAGCAAGGGAACAUCAAUUUUGACUGGUCCUAAACCCAAUGUUGCAGUUAACAGCUCUAGUUCGAUGAAUAAAGAUGUCUCAGAGGUGGAGGGUAGAGCUCGAGGAUUGAAAGGUGAGGGUUUGAUGAAAACUCAAGCUUUCCAAAUUCAAGAAAGCAUGCUUGAUCAAGUGGCAUCUGCUGAUCACGGGGAAUUUUCGGUGGAUACUCAUACCCUUAGCCGGCAUUCUUCUCUUGGUUCUGUUGGCUUUCAUAAUGAAAGGAUUGCUAAUACGUUCCCAGAAGAGAUUCCUAAAGACCCGGAUAUUAUCAUUCACAAUAAAGAUAAUGCUUUAUUGAAACGACCUCCUGUCUCACGUACUUCAGCAGCUCAGGAAGGAUCGUCUGUCCUGAUUUCUGAUCCGGUUGUUAGAGGCAAGAAUCCAGAUGGAGGCAGACCCGACCCAACUGGUGUCUCGGUGAACCAAGAAAACAUGGCUGCUGUGAAGAAAGAAAUGCGUUUUCGGCGUUCUUCUUCCUGUAGUGACAAUGAAGUAUCGGAGACUUCUUUUAUUGAUAUGCUGAAGAAGACAGCUCCACAAGAAGUCCAUUCAACUGGGGUUUCAGAACCAUCAGAUGGAAUGCAGGGAGGGAAAGGUGGGAAAAAGAAAGGGAGGAAGGGGAGGCAAAUAGACCCUGCACUACUCGGUUUCAAAGUCACCAGCAACAGAAUCAUGAUGGGUGAAAUUCAACGCUUAGACGAUUAGGCAAUAGAAAUUGAUUUUUUCUUUUAACAUCAAUUUUUGUAGAGUGUGCAGUCCCCCCCCCCCCCCCCCCCCCCUUUUUUUGUAACCCUCUUGUAAGUUGCUGUAUAGGUUUUUUAGAGGUCAGCUGCGUGAAAGAGGUGCAGGCGUAUAUUCCAAUUCUUUUCUUUUCUUCCGCAGUUGUUAAAUGAUCAAUUUUGAGUUGGUGCCGGAAAAAUACCACAGAUUUAUGUGCUUCUCGAUACAAACCUUUGUACAGAACUCUUCACGGAGAGUUUGAAAGGAGAGCACGGAAUAUUCAACAAUUUUUUAUGGUAUAAUAAAACUAACCUAGGAUUCCACCAA